GACAGCUGACAUCCAAGGACCCACACCUGAUGUUUAUAAAGGGACUUCAUGUUUGAGUGAAAGUCACUCUGUGGUUGAACCAUCUCACUAACAGGAUGAAUGCCUUUCAGACUGUCUUCAUCUUGGCUGUUGGUCUCUCUGUAGCCCAUUCAUUCGACUACAAGGCUCUCUACCAGUUCAGGAACAUGAUCCUGUGUAUGAUGCCAAAUAGCUGGCCUGCUCUUGACUACUCCGACUAUGGCUGCUACUGUGGAUACGGAGGCUCUGGCUCACCCGUUGAUGACCUGGAUAGGUGCUGCCAGGUUCACGACCAAUGUUACAGUGAUGCAAGGCAGCAUCCUGCGUGCUGGCCCAUCCUGGACAACCCUUAUACUGAAAUCUACGACUACACCUGUGAUAAGGAUAACAAAAAGAUCACUUGUACAAACAAAAAUAACGAGUGUGAGAUGUUCAUCUGCGAGUGCGACAGGAAUGCUGCCGAGUGUUUCAGCAGAUCAGAGUGGAUCCCCGAGCACGAGCACCUGCCAAGUGACCGAUGUCAGUAAAGUCCGGCACAAACAGUUGCAUCAAGCAAAGAGUAUUUACCUCAACAAGUAAUCCAUUUGCAGACUGAUAUUUUUCUCUCAUUCUGAAUUACAAUGACCUUACAGGAUCAUUUACUAAUGGUAUGAUUUAUGCACAGCCUUUUAAGCAUCCAUCAUUUGUCUAUGAUUUAUGUCUCUAGUUGGGCUUACAGCUGUUAUAUUGUAUAUCAUCUUGUUUACCUUUAGCCACCUAUGAGUGAUUGUUAUUCAAUUUUAAGUGCGGUACUUCUUCAGGCAAUAGAGAGCGCUGUUCUUCACCUUUUACUAUAGCUUGGAGGAAAACAGGGAAAGGUGUUCAGUUGGUCCACAACAGCUGCUCUUUUCACUUCAUGAAAUAUUAAUAAAAAUAAUGAAUGGCUUUUUAACAGAGGAAGAAAAGUUGUUUUUUAUGCUUGCCUAAAUGCUCUGAGUUUUCAGGGUCACAUGUGGUUGAUAAAUGGUAAACCAGGUUUUAUAUAAAUAAUCUGUUCUUGUGUCUUCUUGGUGCUUCCCAGUUGAUUACAUGUUGCUUGCAGCUUAAUCUUUAUCUUUGCUUAAACUGACAACAAACUUUAGGAGGUUUACUCUUCUAAAUUAAAUUGUCAAUAUUUGAAUCAUAAAUUAUGGGCAUCAACAGGAGGAACUGCAACUGAAAGGAAGAUUCACAUGAGAUUUUGGUCACUAUCCAGUCGGUUUGGCAAAUAAACACAAAUUAACUCAU
Messenger RNA from Girardinichthys multiradiatus, 1284 nucleotides. RefSeq names its product phospholipase A2-like. Gene Ontology annotation, molecular function: phospholipid binding; calcium ion binding. Gene Ontology annotation, biological process: lipid catabolic process; arachidonate secretion; phospholipid metabolic process. The record is from RefSeq and is a predicted model, not a curated record. Lineage: Eukaryota; Metazoa; Chordata; Actinopteri; Cyprinodontiformes; Goodeidae. The transcript has 4 exons. The coding region runs from base 96 to 545 and encodes 149 amino acids.